Acanthochromis polyacanthus (spiny chromis) is the source of this 1725-nucleotide messenger RNA. It is a transcript of the gene creg2, whose product is annotated as cellular repressor of E1A-stimulated genes 2. The coding region runs from base 102 to 953 and encodes 283 amino acids. The record is from RefSeq and is a predicted model, not a curated record. Lineage: Eukaryota; Metazoa; Chordata; Actinopteri; Pomacentridae. The transcript is spliced from 4 exons.
CUGGAGGCUCCACGGCAGCAGAGAGCUCGUGUUAUGAAAGCACCGACACGUGAGUCUGACAGCCAGGGAGAUGAGGACGGCCUUUCCCCCAGCUCUCUGACAUGAAGCCCCGCUGCUCCCCACUGGCCCCGCUGGCCCUGCUGGCCUGCUGCCUUGCCCUGAGCCGGGGCUACACCCUGCGGAGCUCCGUGUCCUGGGCGGUGACCUCCAACGACGUGGUGGAGGACGCGGACCUGUCGGAGGAGGUGGCCCCGGCGCUGCUGGUGGACGGAGCGGGGCUGUGGAAGCAGGCGUACCCGUCCCCAGACGUCCUGGGAGACGGCGUGGAGAGCCCCGGGGAGCUGGUCAAGCCCGAGAGCGACGGCGUGGCUCGGCUGUCCUCUCGCCUCUUCUCCUACCGGCUGGAGAAGGUGAAGAAGUCCGCAGGAGGCUCUCCUCCUCCGCACCAGGAGACCGCCAGGACCGCCAGAUACAUCUCCCACUACAGCGACUGGGGACACCUGGCCACCAUCUCCACCCUGGACAAGAUCAAAGGUCUCCCCUUUGGGAACGUUUUCUCCGUCAGCGAUGGACCGCUGGACAACAGCACCGGAGUGAUCUAUUUUUACGUGACUCCGAUGGACAACACUGUGUCAGACCUGAAGAAGAACCCGUACGCUUCGCUCACCUUCUCCGAGGCCGAGGGAGAAUUCUGCAGGCAAAUGGCGUAUGAUCCAGAGGACCCCAGAUGUGCUCGACUGACGCUAACGGGGAAGAUGGUGGAAGUGGCGCCAGAGGAGCUCACGUUUGCAAAGGAAGCGAUGUUCUCGAGACAUCCUGUGAUGGCUAAAUGGCCAGUGGGACACAAGUGGUUCUUCAUGAAGCUGGAGCUGAUCCAGGUGUGGCUGCAGGACUGGUUCGGAGGAGUAUCGCUCAUUCCACUGGAGGACUACUUCAAAGCGACGCCUUUCUGAGAUAUCCCUCCUUUCCUGCAUCGUCUGCAUUACAGAUAUCGCUCCAGUAAGGUGGGAGAUUCUCACAGCAAAGAAUAUUUCACUUUUUUAAAAGAGACUGUUGCUAAUUUCAUUUGCGAGAAUGAAUGUUCUUCACAGCUGCUUAUUUAAAAACUAAAUUCCAGCUUGUUACACGAGAUCAUUUAAUCAGUCUUCUUUGUUUGACGUGUGAAUGUAUGUAUAUCAUUUUAUUAAAGGCUGAUUAUAAUGUUAUGGGUUUGGAUUAGGAUAUGUGUGCCGUUUGAAAAAUAAAUAUUAACACACCCAGUUAUUGAGCAUACUUUUACUGUAUGAAUAUUGAAAGGGAACUAAAAUGUCAACACUCCUGACCGUUAUUUUUUCACGUUGGGACAAAAAUGUGAAUGAAGAUCAUGUUUGUUGCUUAAAGUUACAUGACUCAGGUUAUUGUAAAAAUGAAUAAAAAUCAGCAGCACAGUAGCAGCUGUGAGUGGAAAUAGGUCAAUACCCAGACUGCAAUCUCAGCUCAGGGUGCAUUUAAAAGUGGUUCUAGAGCUUCGAUCAUGUCACAUUACUUUUUUUAAGUUCAGAUUUCCAUAUUUUUCUGAGCGCUUGAACUUCCAACUUCCAGGACUGAAAGCUUCCAGAAUAUACCUUGAGAUGAGACUGUUUGGUCAGCUGCUGUUUCCAAAGUCAAAAACAAGCUCCUAAAUUUGUAAUUUGCUCUGAUAUUAUGUAUGUACUGUUGGUCAAAUAAAGCAUGAUAUCAUAUCUA